UGGCUCAAACCGGGACAUCGCUUAGAGCGAUUUGCUGGUUGAUGUGCGGUGAUUGCCGCAAACUCAACGCGACCGUCAACGAGCAAACAACAUAAGCGCGACGGCCAGGACUCGAGCAGGAGCAGGACAUGAUGUCAGCGCUAAAUGAGAACAGCCUCAGCCCAGUUGCAACUGCAGCUGCAGCUGCAACGGCGACGGCAACAGCAACUGCAACUGCGGCAGCGGCAGCUGCUGCUGCAGCUGCAACUGUUGCCACAAGCAAGUGCUCUGCCACAACGACCACAAUGCUAACCACAAAAACGCCAUUUUCCAUCGAACACAUAUUAUUUCAAAACUUGAACAACAAUAACAACAGCAACAGCAACAACAACAACAACAAUAGCAAUCAAAAGUGCAACAAAUAUUCAGUGAAAAGUGCCAGGAGCAAUGCGAGCGCCAGCUCCAUAUCCGCCGUAUCAAAUACCCUAUCAAGUGGCAGUGCCAGUGCCAAUGCUAAUGCUAAUGCCAAUGCCAAUGCAAGUGCAUAUGACAAUAACAGAUACCCUGUAAAUCCAGCCGCGACGGCCUCGACACGUCACACCAGCAGUCCGCAGCACUCGGCAGGGAUUUAUACCAGCGAGGAUUACGUCAAGUCCAUGCACAGCCAACGUGCACACCACCAAAGGUCAGCAGCCGGCCACUACGGCCACUCGAACUCGGGGCCAGCGGGAGAGCCAAGUGUGCAACAGAUGACAGCAGCAGCAGCAGCAGCGGCGGCAGCGGCGACUGCAGCACCUCCAGCACCGCCUCCGCCUCCGCCAGCAGCGAGUGCCCCGAAUAGUGUGCUUUAUCCAAACGCUGGGUAUGGCGAUCAUGGCUUCUUGCAGAUGACCCUGGGCUAUCUGUCGCCGUCGUCGGGCACGUACAAGUCGGUGGAUCCCUACUUUCUGUCCCAAGCCAGCCUGUUUGGAGGAGCGCCCUUCUUCGGCGCGCCCGGCUGUGUGCCGGAGCUGGCCCUCGGUCUGGGCAUGGGCGUGAAUGCGCUGAGGCACUGCCGGCGCCGUAAGGCGCGCACCGUCUUCAGCGACCCGCAGCUGUCGGGCCUGGAGAAGCGCUUCGAGGCGCAACGGUAUCUGUCGACGCCAGAGCGCGUAGAGCUGGCCACGGCUCUGGGACUGAGCGAGACGCAGGUCAAGACCUGGUUCCAGAAUCGCCGCAUGAAGCACAAGAAACAGCUGCGACGACGCGACACUGCCAAUGAACCCGUUGACUUCUCACGCACCGAGUCAGGCGGCAAGCAGCAGGGCGAGCCCCACAGCCCCCCAGCAGUAGCCACGGAUGCCAAGCCCAAGUUGGGCCAGUCAUCAAGUCAGCAGCAGCUGCAAAUGUGCUUCCUGCAGCAUGGCUACUCCACGGAUGACUACUCCGACCUGGAGGCGGACAGCGAGGAUGAUGAUAAUUCCAGCGAUGUGGAUAUUGUGGGCGACACGAAGCUCUAUCAGCUCACAUAGGACGCAGGCGUGUAAAGAGUUGUCCAUUCAUAGACUUAACGUGUGCGAAAAAUACCAGAAUCUU
Drosophila arizonae is the source of this 1554-nucleotide messenger RNA. It is a transcript of the gene bsh, whose product is annotated as brain-specific homeobox. Lineage: Eukaryota; Metazoa; Arthropoda; Insecta; Diptera; Drosophilidae. The record is from RefSeq and is a predicted model, not a curated record. Gene Ontology annotation, molecular function: DNA-binding transcription factor activity, RNA polymerase II-specific; DNA binding. Gene Ontology annotation, biological process: regulation of DNA-templated transcription.